UGACGUAUUUUGGUGGCCACAACCAGCCGAUUCUGUUAAAGCUUUGUCAAUGUCUUGUGCUCAUAAAAGGAGUUCUGAUAACACGGGUACUGACACUGCAGCAGUUGAUCUAAUAUGUCAGCGGCAACUCCACCUAGCGAGCAUCCGUAUACCGGUGAAGAGUAUGGACCGAUCACGGAGAGUUACCUCACCGGACCAAACUUUACAGCUAAUUUCACUGUGGACUUCGGAAACUUCACAAUAAAUGCACCAAGAUUGGAUCCAAGAACUGAGGCAAUGAAAAAGGGAAACGACAUCAUGAUGAUGACUGUGUUAGUGAUCAUCAUGGUUGGUAUGGGCUGCACCAUAGUCCCGAGGGACCUGUUAAAGCCUGUACGUCGCCCCUUGCCAAUGGUAGUAUGUUUCUUCGCCCAGUUUGUUGUCAUGCCUCUUCUAACUUUCGGGCUUUGUCACGCCCUGGGCACGUCUCCCAAUCAGUCGCUGGGCGCCAUAGUUAUAGCAUCGUCGCCAGGUGGUCCGGCUGCAAAUUUAUUCACCUUAGUUUCUGGUGGUGACAUUGCAUUAAGUCUAUUUUUAGCAUGUGCUUCAACCCUUAUAUCAAUGGGACUACUGCCGUUAUGUAUGUUCAUCUUCACAAGAAGUUGGACUUCAGACAACGCCGUCAUACCUUUUAAAAACAUCGCUAUUGCUCUCAUCUUCGUUACAGCGCCACCAAUAUUCGGGAUGUUAUUACGAUGGAAGAGUUUAAAGUGGUCGAUGAUUUAUGGCAAGAUUGCUGGCAUCAUAGGCAUGGUCGGAAUAGUAGUAAACGUGAUUCUUAUGUGCCUAAUUAGUCCAGGCACUUUAGUGAGUUCGUGGGAAUCUUAUAUAAUUGGAGUUGGACUACCAAUGGUCGCCUUCGCCUCGGGAUACUUCGGAUGCCGGGUACUGAAACAAAAAAACUCUGUACGCAACGCAGUUGGUUUUAACGCGUGUAUGAAGAACGUGCCAGUGACGGUUACAUUGAUAUCACUGUCUUUCGGGACUGCCGAAUUUGGCGAACUGAUGACGAUACCGCUUAUUUACGGAAUCUCUAGUCUCGGACUCGGCAUGGUGUUGAGCGUCAUAAUCAAGAGGGUUUGCCCACCGGCAACGAGUGAGAAAGAGAAACUAGAAGAACAUUACGACACAGAAGAUGAAACGGUGCUUAUUUUCGAGUGGAUUACAGUCAUGUGA
Molecule: messenger RNA, 1215 nt
Organism: Saccoglossus kowalevskii
Lineage: Eukaryota; Metazoa; Hemichordata; Enteropneusta; Harrimaniidae
Product: ileal sodium/bile acid cotransporter-like
Biological process (GO): bile acid and bile salt transport
Cellular component (GO): membrane
Molecular function (GO): bile acid:sodium symporter activity
Source: RefSeq, a predicted model, not a curated record